GGGCGAUCGCGGAAGCGGCGGCGGCGGCCGCCGCGCAGCAUGGACGAGCGGCAGGCGCAGGAGCUGCUGGGCUUCCUCCGGCCCGAGGCCCGCGGGGACCUGAAGGGCCGCGCGCUGCGCUUCGUGCUGGGGCUGACGGGGGGCGCCGAGGGCCGCCGCCUCCUGCUGGCCCGGCCGGACCUCCUGGCGGCGCUGCUGGCGCUGACCGGCGAGCCGAGGCCGGAGCUGGCCGAGCCGGCCUUCCACGCGCUGCUCAACCUGGCGGCGGAGCCGGGGGCGGGCGGGGCGCUGCGGGCGGGGCUGCCGGACCUGCUGCGCCGCCUGCUCGACCCCGCCUUCCCGCUGCCCGGCCUGGCCUGCGCGCUCCUGGCCAACUGCUCGCGCGAGGAGGGGCCCUGCCGGGAGCUGCUGGCCGAGCUGCGGCGGCGGGGCGGCGGGGUCGCGGGGCUGGGGCCGCUGCUGGAGGCCUUCUGCACCCAGGACCCGCGGCCGGGGGCGCCCUGGCACCAGCUGGGCGCGCUGCUGGGCAACCUGAGCCAGCUGCCGGAGGUCCGCGACGCCCUGCUGGAGCGCUCCGGGGGCGCCGUGCGGAGGCUGCUGCCCUUCAUGCAAGACGCGGGCUCGGCGGCCCGGCGGCGCGGCGUGGCCGGGACGCUGCGGAACUGCUGCUUCGACCCCCGGCACCACGAGUGGCUGCUGAGCGAGCAAGUGGACCUCCUGCCCUUCCUUCUCCUGCCCUUGGCCGGCCCCGAGGAGUUCCCGGAGGACGAGAUGGAAAGGCUGCCCCUGGAUCUGCAGUACUUGCCGGCUGAGAAGCAGCGGGAGCCGGAAGCUGACAUCCGGCAGAUGCUCCUGGAGACCCUUCUGCUGCUCACAGCCACCAAACCGGGGCGGCUCCUGGUGCGAGAGAAGGGCACCUACUUUGUCCUGCGAGAGUUGCACAGGUGGGAAGAGGACCGUGGGGUCCGCGCUGCCUGUGAAAAGCUGAUCCAGGUCCUGAUUGGGGAUGAGCCCGAGGCUGGGAUGGAAAACCUGCUGGAGGUGAAGAUCCCCUCAGAGGUGGAGGAGCAGCUGCAGCGCCUGGACCAGCAGCAGCAGGAGGAGGAGGAGGAGGAGGAGGAGGCCUUGCUGGGAAGACUUGUAUGAAAGUGGAAGGAGCCCCCCCCCCCCCCCCCCCCCAGCGGUGAGCGAGAAAGAACUUCCUUCUUUGUGGCUGGUCUUGGCGUUUGGGCACCAAAAUCCCAGCCCCUCCUUGGCUGCCAAAGGUGCUCCUUGGCACAGCCUCGAGACUGAGGGUCCCCUGAAGGCCAUUACCCUGCAGCCUGGGCAAGCGAGAGCUGGCAUCCCUCCGGCCCCAGGAAGAGGGGAGGGAAAGUGGGGGGCUGGGGCUCCCCUCAAUAAAGGCUGCGGGGCACUUUUC
Molecule: messenger RNA, 1420 nt
Organism: Pseudonaja textilis
Lineage: Eukaryota; Metazoa; Chordata; Lepidosauria; Squamata; Elapidae
Gene: HGH1
Product: HGH1 cochaperone
Source: RefSeq, a predicted model, not a curated record